This is a messenger RNA of Ictidomys tridecemlineatus (thirteen-lined ground squirrel), 2607 nucleotides long. It is a transcript of the gene Naa35, whose product is annotated as N-alpha-acetyltransferase 35, NatC auxiliary subunit. NCBI's taxonomy places the organism in Eukaryota, Metazoa, Chordata, Mammalia, Rodentia, Sciuridae. Gene Ontology annotation, biological process: N-terminal peptidyl-methionine acetylation. The record is from RefSeq and is a predicted model, not a curated record. Gene Ontology annotation, cellular component: NatC complex.
GAGAGGGGAGGGGGCGGCGGCGACGGCGGCGUCGUUAUUUCCGCGGUCCGGACGGUGCGUGGCGGCGCGGGUGGCCACGGGAGAAGCAUAAUGGUUAUGAAAGCUUCUGUAGAUGAUGAUGAUUCAGGAUGGGAGCUCACUAUCCCUGAAAAAAUGGAAAAAAGCAAUACAAGCUGGGUGGACAUAACCCAAGAUUUUGAAGAAGCUUGUCGAGAAUUAAAGUUGGGAGAACUGCUUCAUGAUAAACUAUUUGGUCUUUUUGAAGCCAUGUCUGCUAUUGAAAUGAUGGAUCCCAAGAUGGAUGCUGGCAUGAUUGGCAAUCAAGUUAAUCGAAAAGUUCUCAAUUUUGAACAAGCUAUCAAGGAUGGCACCAUUAAAAUUAAAGACCUUACCUUGCCUGAGUUGAUAGGGAUAAUGGAUACAUGUUUUUGCUGUUUGAUAACAUGGUUAGAAGGCCAUUCCUUGGCACAGACAGUAUUUACGUGCCUUUAUAUUCAUAAUCCAGACUUUAUAGAAGAUCCUGCCAUGAAAGCUUUUGCUCUGGGAAUCUUGAAAAUCUGUGACAUUGCAAGGGAAAAAGUAAAUAAAGCUGCUGUUUUUGAAGAGGAAGAUUUUCAGUCAAUGACUUAUGGAUUUAAAAUGGCUAACAGUGUGACAGAUCUUCGAGUUACAGGCAUGCUAAAAGAUGUGGAGGAUGACAUGCAAAGAAGAGUAAAGAGUACUCGAAGUCGACAAGGAGAAGAAAGAGAUCCAGAAGUUGAACUAGAACACCAACAAUGUUUAGCAGUAUUCAGCAGAGUGAAAUUUACUCGUGUGUUACUGACAGUGCUUAUAGCUUUUACUAAAAAAGAGACCAGUGCCGUUGCAGAAGCUCAAAAAUUGAUGGUUCAAGCAGCAGAUCUUCUUUCUGCCAUUCAUAAUUCAUUGCAUCAUGGCAUCCAGGCCCAGAAUGACACUACAAAAGGAGAUCAUCCGAUUAUGAUGGGUUUUGAGCCCCUUGUUAACCAGAGGCUACUUCCACCCACCUUCCCUCGAUAUGCAAAAAUAAUUAAAAGGGAAGAAAUGGUCAACUAUUUUGCAAGAUUAAUAGAUAGAAUAAAAACUGUCUGUGAGGUUGUGAAUUUAACAAAUUUACAUUGUAUUCUGGACUUUUUCUGUGAAUUUAGUGAACAAUCACCUUGUGUUCUUUCAAGAUCUUUGUUACAAACCACAUUCCUGGUGGAUAAUAAAAAGGUCUUUGGAACUCAUCUCAUGCAAGAUAUGGUGAAAGAUGCACUUCGGUCUUUUGUCAGUCCUCCGGUGCUUUCCCCCAAAUGCUGCCUAUAUAAUAAUCACCAGGCUAAGGACUGUAUUGACUCCUUUGUUACUCACUGUGUUCGGCCAUUUUGUAGUCUUAUUCAGAUCCAUGGACAUAACAGAGCUCGGCAGAGAGAUAAGCUUGGUCAUAUUCUUGAGGAAUUUGCUACCUUGCAGGAUGAGGCAGAGAAGGUUGAUGCAGCACUUCACACUAUGCUGUUGAAACAAGAACCCCAAAGGCAACAUUUGGCUUGUUUAGGAACCUGGGUCCUUUACCAUAACCUUCGAAUUAUGAUACAGUAUCUUCUAAGUGGCUUUGAAUUGGAACUCUAUAGCAUGCAUGAGUACUAUUACAUAUACUGGUACCUCUCUGAAUUCCUUUAUGCAUGGUUGAUGUCAACAUUGAGUCGUGCUGAUGGUUCACAGAUGGCAGAGGAAAGGAUAAUGGAAGAACAGCAGAAAGGUCGUAGCAGUAAAAAAACAAAGAAAAAAAAGAAAGUUCGUCCAUUGAGCCGAGAGAUCACAAUGAGCCAGGCAUAUCAGAACAUGUGUGCUGGAAUGUUUAAAACCAUGGUAGCAUUUGACAUGGAUGGUAAAGUACGCAAACCCAAGUUCGAACUUGAUAGUGAACAAGUUCGAUAUGAGCACAGGUUUGCUCCAUUCAACAGUGUGAUGACCCCGCCACCAGUGCACUACCUACAGUUCAAGGAAAUGUCUGACCUCAAUAAAUAUAGCCCUCCUCCUCAGUCGCCAGAACUGUAUGUGGCAGCUAGUAAGCACUUUCAGCAGGCAAAAAUGAUUUUGGAAAAUAUCCCCAACCCAGACCAUGAGGUCAGUAGAAUUUUAAAGGUUGCAAAACCUAAUUUUGUGGUUAUGAAGUUGUUGGCAGGAGGACACAAAAAGGAGUCAAAGGUUCCUCCUGAAUUUGAUUUCUCUGUUCACAAAUAUUUUCCUGUUGUGAAACUUGUUUGAGACUGAAAAGGUGAUAGAAUCUACUUUCAGAUUCUACUCUCAGAGGAUAUAUCCAUCAGUUUUACCACAUAACGUAAAGUGAAAUGGAUUUCUUGGAUAACAGCCCAUUAUAAGGAAUACUUUUUAGUUUGACAGCCUUACAUGAUGUAAAUGAAAACUGCUGUUUUAAAGUGGUUUAUUAUGUUCCAUGGAUGAAACUGGUCUUAUUGAAUGCAUUGAUGAACGUUAUAUGGUUUUAUUACAGAUUUAAUCAUAAAUCAUUUUUUAUGAAUGACUGAGUGAAAAUAGUGUUUGUAAAGGAUAAUAAAUUUCUUGACAAAAAAACAGUGCAUCAUUGGA